CCUUGUCUUAUGUGUGAUGGACGCUAGUGGUACUGACGGACCUUCCGUCCGUCACGUUUUGGGCGAGCCUCUCGUCCGUCCUAAGACGAAGGUUAGCUUGAGUGCCUAUUGCUUUUUAUUCAGUGAGAUGGUCCAGUAUUGUAUGUACACUGCCACGCGUGAUUCCAGCUUUACACAGCGGCUUCACGGGCUGGGAGUAGACAUUGGACCUCGUCUUCUCGAGAUGCUGAGCACUCGUGAGCGUUGCACCAAGCGUUACACAAACAUAGUGUCUAUUUUAUCAUUUAUAUCAACAACUGUGUGGAAGCAUCUUUUCAAUCACCAUGCAAUCCUGCUAAAAGGCAAGGACGACCCUAGUGAGUAUAUGAUCAACGAUGGCGACCUGCAGAUCACCAAGUACAUCAGUACACCCAAGGAUCUUCAGCACACUAGUUGCGCAUCUUUUGUGGCUGGCAUAGUUGAGGGAAUAUUGAGAUGGUCUGAAUUUCCUGCAACUGUCUCUGCGUAUAAUAUUCAAGAUAGCAGCCAAGCUCAUAUCGUAACUCUUCUUAUUCAAUUUGAGCAGAGUGUGAUUGAUCGCGAAUGUUAGGUUAUUGGACACCUAU
This is a messenger RNA of Babesia bovis T2Bo, 605 nucleotides long. RefSeq names its product putative Trafficking protein particle complex subunit 5. The transcript is spliced from 6 exons. Gene Ontology annotation, cellular component: TRAPPI protein complex; TRAPPII protein complex; TRAPPIII protein complex. Bases 17 to 589 code for a protein of 190 amino acids. Lineage: Eukaryota; Apicomplexa; Aconoidasida; Piroplasmida; Babesiidae. Gene Ontology annotation, biological process: endoplasmic reticulum to Golgi vesicle-mediated transport. The record is from RefSeq and is a predicted model, not a curated record.